AUGAAAGAGUCAAAGGAGGCACGCCGGAAGAGGCUGCAUGCCCGGAACAUGAGAUUCUAUCGAAGCCUGGAAAGUCCACACACGCCGAAGGAGAUAAAGAAAAUGGCUAGGAAUGCGGAUUCCAGCGAGCGGUCGGUGUUGUUCGAAUCAUGGCUUCAGUCGUCUGAAUCGUGGGCCAAGUCGACUUUGGUUGUGCGGCUUCGCAACCGGAACUCCUCAACCCGUCGGGGUCUGCGAUCCUGGCUUUUCCGCGCCGAUAUGAUUCAGAAGUGGGGCCAGACAGUCGCCGACAUGAUGAUCGAAGCCAAGCUGGCUGACCCAGAUCGCAGGGAGGCUGAGGUCAGGUUUCAUCCUGAUCUUCCUCGAGACAAAGAGUCCAAGCAGUUCCUAGUCUUGACAGACGACACAGCGGAGGACGUGGAGGCCGAGGAGCUGGAGCGGCUCUUUGAGGGCAAAGAGGACAGCUCUUCCACGUCGUCGACGAGCCAUGAGCAUCAUGACAAGAAGAAGAAGAAAAAAAGAAGAAGGAUAAGAAGCAGAAGAAAGAGAAGAAGCAGGACAAGGCCUCACCCAAGAAGCCGAAAGCGAAGGCCAAAGGUAAAGCAAAGGCGAAGGCUGCUGCUGCUAACCAGGUGGGGUGGAAUGAAGUUUGUUUCUUUUUCAGAAUUAAUUAAUUACAAACACGCCUUAAACCCUAUUUACCCUAUACACCCCUAA
Messenger RNA from Symbiodinium necroappetens, 717 nucleotides. Lineage: Eukaryota; Dinophyceae; Suessiales; Symbiodiniaceae. The record is from the annotation of a GenBank genome assembly.